Messenger RNA from Nematolebias whitei (Rio pearlfish), 1825 nucleotides. RefSeq names its product polo-like kinase 1 (Drosophila) (gene plk1). NCBI's taxonomy places the organism in Eukaryota, Metazoa, Chordata, Actinopteri, Cyprinodontiformes, Rivulidae. The transcript is spliced from 11 exons. Gene Ontology annotation, molecular function: protein serine/threonine kinase activity; ATP binding; protein binding. The record is from RefSeq and is a predicted model, not a curated record. Gene Ontology annotation, biological process: protein phosphorylation; regulation of cytokinesis; mitotic cell cycle. Gene Ontology annotation, cellular component: cytoplasm; centrosome; nucleus.
UACGUGGACUGCAGGGGUGAAACAUUUUUAGUAAGUACACUGUACAUUAUUUUAAUACAACAUGAGUGCUGGUACUGCAAAACCGGCGCUUCCGUCGGGACAUGUGGAUCCGAAAUCGGCGCCUCUCAAAGAAAUCCCAGAUAUUCUGGUUGACCCACGCACCAUGAAAAGAUACACGAGGGGAAGAUUCCUCGGAAAAGGUGGCUUCGCGAAGUGCUACGAAAUUACAGACAUGGAGACAAAGACGGUUUUCGCUGGCAAAAUAGUUCCCAAAGCUUUGAUCUUAAAGCAGCACCAGAGGGAAAAGAUGACCUCGGAAAUCGCCAUUCACAAGAGCCUGAAUCACGGGAACGUCGUCGGAUUCCACGGGUUCUUCGAAGACGACGACUUCGUCUUUGUGGUCCUGGAAAUCUGCAGGAGAAGGUCUCUGCUGGAGCUGCACAAGCGUCGUAAGGCUGUGACAGAGCCUGAAGCUCGAUACUACAUGACCCAGCUGCUGAAGGGUGUCCAGUACCUGCACAACAACAAAGUCAUCCACAGAGACCUGAAACUGGGCAACAUCUUCCUGAAUGAUGACAUGGAUGUCAAGAUAGGGGACUUUGGUUUGGCAACUAAGAUUGAGUUUGAUGGCGAACGGAAGAAGACCUUAUGUGGAACGCCCAACUACAUAGCUCCUGAAGUGCUUUGUAAAAAAGGCCACAGUUAUGAGGUGGAUGUCUGGUCACUUGGAUGCAUAUUGUACACUUUGUUGGUGGGUAAGCCUCCAUUUGAAACCUCCUGUCUGAAGGAGACCUACAAUCGCAUCAAGAAAAACAGCUACACCAUCCCCUGGCAUGUCAACCCAUCUGCCUCAGCUCUCAUUAAGAGGAUGCUGCACGCAGACCCUGCCCAGAGACCGACCAUCGCUGAGCUCCAAACUGACGAGUUCUUGACAACAGGCUACAUCCCUCUGCGUCUGCCCACUACAUGUCUCACCGUGCCCCCGCGAUUCUCUAUCGCCCCCUCCACAGCUACAGAGCUCGGCCAGCGACGCCCUCUGACUGCUCUGAACAACCAAGGUAAUGAAUGUCCACCACAACAAAGAGCUUUUGCGAAAGAUGAGCCUGUGCAAAGGUGACAUAUUGAACCUUCAGAAUGCCACCUGAAGGACAUGCUGCAGCAGCUGGAAGUUGUCAAUUCUUCCAAACCCUCUGAGAGGGCCCUCAUCAGGCAGGGGGAAGCAGAAGAUCCUGCAUGCAUCCCCAUCUUCUGGAUCAGCAAAUGGGUUGACUACUCGGAUAAAUAUGGAUUAGGCUACCAGCUGUGUGACAACAGUGUGGGUGUUCUGUUCAACGAUUACACCCGUCUCAUCAUGUACGCCGAUGGAGACAGCCUGCAGUACAUCGAUAAGACGGCUGCUGAAUCCUACCUCAGUGUUCGCUCUUUUCCUUCUGCCCUCAACAAAAAGAUAACGCUGCUGAAAUACUUCCGCAACUACAUGAGCGAGCACCUGCUGAAAGCCGGCGCCAACAUGGCGCGGCGGGAUGGAGACGAGCUGGCGCGACUGCCUUACUUGUCCCUCUGGUUUAGAACGAAAAGUGCCAUCGUCUUGCACCUCAGCAACGGCACGGUCCAGAUUAACUUCUUCCAGGAUCACACUAAGCUAAUCCUGUGUCCUCUGAUGGGUGCGGUGACCUACAUUGACGAGAAGCGGGACUUCCGCACGUACAAGCUGUCUCUGCUGGAGGAGUUUGGCUGCAGCAAGGAGCUGGCCAGCCGCAUGCGUUACGCCAAGCUCAUGGUAGAGAAGCUGCUGGUCAGCAAGCCUUCCUCUGCCGCGAGUUAG